UUAAGGUUAGCUGAUUUAUGGUUUGCGUUGGUCAGAGUUAAAGUCGGUGAAAUAACUGUUGAUUACUAUACUAAACAUGCAAAUGAAAAUAUUGGAUGGAUGAAUACAGUUGCAGAUGUCAUACCGGAAUUAUAUAAGAGUGGUGAAAAGAAGGAGGAUGAAAAGGAUGAUAAAAUUGGAUUAAUGAAUAGAGUUCAAUUGGAUUUAUUCUCUUUUGAAUUUCUUGAAAUUUCACCUGCAUUAGAUGGUUUAUUAAAGGUUUUUAUACCUAUAACGCAGUUGAUUCCACAAAAUUCUGAAUUGGAUUUACAAGAGAUCGAUAUUGAUUCUGAUAAAAUUAAUGAUCUUCGAAUGGUACCCUUACCAAAUUUUACAACAGCAAACAAAAGAAUUCUGUUAGAUGUAAACGAAGAUAUUAGUCUUAAUAUUUUAUGUGAAAACCCAUCAAUUGGUGCCGUCAUGAAUUGGAUGUGGCAUUCUUCUAAAUCCUAUUGGCAUAGAACCCUACAAUC
This is a messenger RNA of Racocetra persica, 512 nucleotides long. The record is from the annotation of a GenBank genome assembly. NCBI's taxonomy places the organism in Eukaryota, Fungi, Glomeromycota, Glomeromycetes, Diversisporales, Gigasporaceae.